This is a messenger RNA of Rhodotorula graminis WP1, 487 nucleotides long. RefSeq lists its product as uncharacterized. Gene Ontology annotation, cellular component: cytoplasm; nucleus. NCBI's taxonomy places the organism in Eukaryota, Fungi, Basidiomycota, Microbotryomycetes, Sporidiobolales, Sporidiobolaceae. Gene Ontology annotation, biological process: protein ubiquitination; modification-dependent protein catabolic process. The transcript is spliced from 2 exons. The record is from RefSeq and is a predicted model, not a curated record. The annotation marks the transcript as partial. Gene Ontology annotation, molecular function: ubiquitin protein ligase binding; protein tag activity.
GGUCCCGAGAGUCGGCGCUCGUUCCGCCGCGAGGGAGCGAUGCAGAUCUUCGUCAAGUGCACCGACGGUACGACGCGCACCCUCGACGUCGGCAAGCUCGACACGGUCGAGCACGUCAAGCGCACGCUCCAGGACAAGCUCGGCGUCGCGCUCGUCGACCAGCGCCUCAUCUUUGGCGGCAAGCAGCUCGACGACGGCCUCACGCUCGCCGACUACGCCAUCGGCAACGAGUCGACCCUGUACAUCGUCCUCCGCCUCCGGGGCGGCAGCCUUGACCCGUCGACGCGCGACUACGUCAGUGACUCGGAGGAGGAAGGAGGUCCUCCUGCGGGUCGAGUCGUCGCACCACACGCGGCCGCGUCCGGCACGUCCUCGGCUCUCGCCGACGACCAUCUCGUCCAGCAUGGGCUCGUGUCGGGCGACACCGACAAGCAGCUCGUCAACCCCGGCGCGUCGGGCCUCGACCCGGUCGACGACGACGUCUGCG